Messenger RNA from Musa acuminata AAA Group (dessert banana), 1704 nucleotides. Its product is annotated as aspartic proteinase nepenthesin-1-like. Bases 326 to 1588 code for a protein of 420 amino acids. NCBI's taxonomy places the organism in Eukaryota, Viridiplantae, Streptophyta, Magnoliopsida, Zingiberales, Musaceae. The record is from RefSeq and is a predicted model, not a curated record. Gene Ontology annotation, cellular component: extracellular region. The transcript has a single exon.
UCGCCAAUGCAACCUAUUAAAAGUAUAUUUUCGAAUUUAGCUUGGUGGUAGUCUCAUCGCUUCCUAAAACCAAGUUGCGGUUUCCAAGGUCGUUGUCUGCGUUCUGUUCUUGCGGCUCACAGGUCCUGUCUCCCAACUUUGGAUUGCGCGCAAAUAAGGAACACCAAAACUGAUCCAACUCCUCUUACCAAGUGGGCUGAAAGCUGAUGAGCUAAAGUUGGCAAUUCUCUGUUACGGCAAACAUAAACUCUCUUUCAAAUCUCUAUUUUGAUCUCAUCCGCCGUAUACAUCAUAUACACGUAGAUGCUCGAUCGUCUCUCUCUUCAUGGCGUACUUCCCGUUGUUAGCUCUCAUGGCACUAUCCUCCUUGCUUCGAUCGACCACCCCUGCACCUGCCGGACUUCAACUCGGUCUCACCCACGUGGACGCCGGCAGCCCUUUCACGUUCACGGAGCGCGUCCGGCGUGCCGCGCAAAGAAGCAGGCACCGGAGGGAGGUCCUCGAAGCCAGGCUGGCCAACUCCUCCGGCGACAUCCAAGUCCCGAUCACGUCGUCGAAGUUCGAGUACAAGCUGGAAUUCGCCAUCGGCACACCGGAGCUCAACGUUACCGCCAUACUCGACACCGGCAGCGAACUGGUAUGGACGCAGUGCCGACCCUGCGACCCAUGCGUGCAGCAGAGCACCCCCGUUUAUGACCCCUCCGAUUCAUCCUCCUUCUCCAGGCUUCCUUGCACCAGUCCCUUGUACGAUUACCAAGUCUUCAAGCGCUUCGAUCCACCAACGUGCCACUAUGCCUACGGCUAUGGCUCGGGGGCCACUCAGGGCGUUCUGGCCAUGGAGACGUUCACAUUUGGCACGAAAUCUGUGUCCAACGUUACCUUCGGCUGCAGCAGGCAAAGCAAAGGCAACUUCGCUGGAACGUCCGGCAUCGUUGGGUUUGGCCGAGGAAAUCUGUCGCUGAUAUCGCAACUCGGUUUCCGCAAAUUCUCUUACUGCCUCACUUCAUUCAACAGUUCAAGCAGCAGCCAUCUUCGGCUUGGGUCUCUUGCGACCCUGAAUGGUACCGCAGGUAAAGUUCAAUCCACGCCUUUCCUGGAUGACACCAAUCUAUACCGCGUCUCUUUACGAGGGAUAUCGCUGGGUGAGGCCCUCUUGCCAAUUCCGAACGCCACCUUUGAGUACAGAAGAGACGAGCUUAGUGGUACGGUGAUAGACUCCGGCACGGGCCAGACGCAGUUGCCCAAGCCCGUGUACGAGAUCGUCAAGCAAAACAUCAAGUCUCGCGUUGGCCUACCCGUGGUUGACCUGUCGUCGACCAUCGGGCUUGACCUCUGCUUCUCAGUCUCGUCAUGGCCGCCGCCGCCGGUGCCGGACAUGACGUUCCACUUUGACAAUGCCGAUAUGACGAUACCGCCGGCGAACUACAUGUACCCCGACCAAAACGCCGGCGCGUUCUGCUUAGUGAUGCAGAGGUCCGAAAGCAACUUGACGAUCGUCGGCAACUACCAGCAGCAGAACAUGCAUGUAGUCUACGAUGUUGCAGGAAGAACGCUGUCCUUCAUGCCAGCCCGAUGUGAAGACUUGUAAAUCAUGGCUUUUCAAGUAUGCCUCAUCGUGAAAGAAAUUUGAAAUAGUGAAGAUUUCGUUCUUGUCAAUGUAACACAUGUUAUGAGGAUGACAUCAUUAGCAAGCGCUCAAAUUCA